Messenger RNA from Colletotrichum orchidophilum, 1911 nucleotides. RefSeq lists its product as uncharacterized. Lineage: Eukaryota; Fungi; Ascomycota; Sordariomycetes; Glomerellales; Glomerellaceae. The transcript has a single exon. The record is from RefSeq and is a predicted model, not a curated record. Bases 1 to 1911 code for a protein of 636 amino acids.
AUGGUGUCUUUUUUCGGGUUGAAGCUCGGGGCCGAUAAGAAGAAGUGCGCUGCUCCUAGUCCUCCGUCGUGGGAGUGUGAACUGACUUUGUGUAGGAAAGCCGCUGAGAAGGCCGACAUGAAGCCUCAACGGAAGAAGAUUGACCAAAACAAUCUCGGUGAAGGCCAAUUCUUCGGGAAAGAUCUGGAGCGGCCCGUCCUCAUCAACGGAUCGCGUCCCGGCACGGCCAUGUCGAACAAGAGCUUCACCGCUAACUUUCGUCAUCCAAAUGCGCCGUACCUGAAUGGCGGCUCAUCUUCCCUAGUCGACCUGGGUGCACCUGGCGCCAAGGGCAUUCGAUCUGUUGGAUCCGAGGCUAACUUGAAUAUGCGGUGGAACAACGUUUCUGUGGCCAGCCUGAACAACAUUGCGUCUCCGCCGAUCAUUACCGGCGGUAAUGGAUCAGGAAGUAGACCGGGAACACCAAAUUCAGCCCGGGCGAAGGCUUGGGUCAACCCUCUCGACGUCCACUUUGCUCGUGAUGGUACGGGUUCCAGGAGCGACGGAGCUCUCAGCCCGGCGCCGAGUGCUGCACCAAGCGGCUAUCACUCCGGCUAUCACUCUCCGAAUAGCUUAUCGCCCCUUCCUACGCCGACCGUAGCCAACGCACCUCGAAGCCCACUUCGGCAGUUUGAAUUCAACCUGAAUCCGUCAGACUCAUCAAAAGAUGACAAGCCAACCCCGGCUCCGCUGUCAUCCACCAAGGCCUUACCUUCGCCUCCCCAGUCCAUCAACGGUUCUCUCCCACCGUUGAGAACAGAUUUCAGACCCAAGACGGCAGUCACCGCCGUUCGUGAAGCUCACAGGCCGCGGCCGGCCGCACUCCCGUCUCCAACCGCGUCGACGGGACGCUCCAGCGACGAGGACCAUUUCUAUCCCAGGCCAAUAAUCCAGAACGUUGCCGCAAAGAGGGAUACCCUCACUAUCACCACACCUAGAAGGCAGAGCUUUUCCAUGAAUAUCGAUCAUGAACCUACUGGACUCGAUUUUGGUAUGGCGGAACGAGGACGGAAACCAGAGUGGGAAAGCCCAAUUAUUCCGAUAAGUCCUGUUAUGCCAGUCAGUCCACCGCCGAGGAGCGCCCGGCGACCGCGUCCGCCAGAGAUGAAAAACCUGCCGCAACCUCCCAGGAGCGCCGGUUUGCCACCCCCAAGACCGCAGCAGGUACCAUAUGAAGGGCCGCUGCGAAGUCCUGCCCGACCUCCGGACGAUUGGCCCCCUGCCAGACAGCGUCAAGGUUCGGAUGCGCGAGAGGGGGCAGUCUCUCAGGCCAGAGGCGGGCUAGAAUCGGAUGCCUUUGAGCGUGCCCAGUACGAUAGCCGGGAACGGCAAGGUCCAGAGGUCAGAGAGAGGAAAGAUUCCGAUAGUCGAUCUCGCGACGAUUUUUCUUCUCCGCUACAGGGAUAUCUCGGACCCCCGCCUCCCUCGAGACGGGUCGCACCAGGCGAGGGCGAGCGGAGCUACGGUAUAACACCUUCGAACCGGCGACAGCCUCCGCCGCCGCCUGUCGAACUUCAGCGCAAGGCGUCAAACCCACAGCAAUAUCAGCCGCCCAGCUGGGACGAUCGGGAUGUUCACCACGGGAACUUCGCAAUGAUCUCACCUCGCAUGCAGUCACCGCAGCCGCCCACGCCGAACAGCUUGUUUCCCGAGGCCUCGAACGAUGCGAACUGGCCGUUACCGAGCCCGUUGGCAAGCCCAACAUUUGGGAGUCAAAGGCCGCACACGCCAAAAGAAAAGUCCGAGGUUCAACAGAUGAGCCCUCCGCCAGGGAUUGCCCCGCCACGUGAGCGAGGUGACGCGAGACGGCCAGACUUUGGGCUGAGAGCCCCGACUGGUAUUGCGGAUGAGUUUCGGAUAGGAUUCAUCUAG